This is a messenger RNA of Necator americanus (New World hookworm), 1335 nucleotides long. RefSeq lists its product as uncharacterized. Bases 1 to 1335 code for a protein of 444 amino acids. Gene Ontology annotation, cellular component: cytoplasm; transcription regulator complex; aryl hydrocarbon receptor complex. Gene Ontology annotation, molecular function: RNA polymerase II cis-regulatory region sequence-specific DNA binding; DNA-binding transcription factor activity, RNA polymerase II-specific; protein dimerization activity. NCBI's taxonomy places the organism in Eukaryota, Metazoa, Nematoda, Chromadorea, Rhabditida, Ancylostomatidae. The record is from RefSeq and is a predicted model, not a curated record. The transcript has 9 exons. Gene Ontology annotation, biological process: regulation of transcription by RNA polymerase II.
AUGGCGCAAGACGCCGCUUUCAUCGAUCCUUGGCAUCCAGGAAGCAUGGACGAUGACGAUAUGGGUAUGUCAGCUGGUAAAUAUGCACGAUUAGAUGGAGGGGACGACUUGAACGAGAACAAAGAGCGAUACGCUAGAGAAAACCACAGCGAGAUCGAGAGGCGUCGAAGGAACAAAAUGACACACUACAUCAAUGAAUUAGCUGAGAUGGUCCCCCAGUGUGCAGCGCUUGGGCGGAAACCGGAUAAACUGACAAUUUUACGAAUGGCUGUUUCUCACAUGAAGGCCAUUCGUGGACACAAUAACCAAGAUGAAAGUGGCUACAAACCAUCUUUUUUAUCGGAUCAAGAACUGAAACAUCUCAUUCUGGAGGCUGCUAAUGGAUUCCUGUUCGUUGUUUGUUGCAACACGGGUCGAGUUCUUUAUGUUGCGGACUCCAUAACUCCUGUGUUGAACUUGAAACAGGAGGACUGGAUGAAUCACACUAUAAACGAACUAAUUCACCCAGAUGAUCAGGACAAGAUUAGAGACCAACUAUGUGGAAGCGAAGUUGCCAUAAACAAAGUGUUGGACUUGAAAACAGGUACUGUUAAGCGCGAAGGUGCUGCUUCGCGUGUUCACAUGACGUGUAGACGAGGGUUUAUAUGCCGUAUGCGACUUGGACCUCUGGAGCCAUUACAUCGACUAAGGAAUCGGAGGCCGCUAUUUCAACAUGGAGGUCACAACUAUGUAGUUAUGCAUUGCACUGGAUAUAUAAAAAAUACUCCUCCCUCUGGAAUAGAUGCACCUCAGUCGUCGUGUCUCGUUGCAAUCGCCCGACUUCAAGUGGCAUCAAUGCCGCUUUGCGAUCCGGCCGAAAUGACAAGGAUAUCCAUGCGUAUCGCUGAAGAUGGUAAGAUGACGUUUGUUGAUGCACGACUUUCCCAACUGCUAGGACUCACCCCUGACCAAUUGAUCGGAAGGUUUUGGUGGCAAAUCGUGCACCCUUCAGAUGAACAGUCGCUGCAUGACGCCUUCAUAACAAUGAUGACCCGUGAUCAACAGAUGCGGUUAAACUGUCGAAUUCGCUCUGCAUCCGAUUAUCGGCCAUGUACAAUUUCCGCCUACAAAUUCUUGAACCCGUUCAAUGAUCAGUUUGAAUUUGUUGUUGCGACUCAUCACAUAUUGUCGGGCGAUGAGGAAACAUGGAUUCCCACAACCACAGAACCAGGUCCUGGUUACGUACCUCCUAGUGGUGACUAUUCCUCGCAGCAAGACUGGAGGGCACAAGAUCCUGCUAGAGACAGUUCUAGCUGGACGACAUGGGAUGCGCAGGCAUAUCCACAACACUCGUAA